This is a messenger RNA of Carassius gibelio (silver crucian carp), 2090 nucleotides long. RefSeq names its product ribonuclease 3. Gene Ontology annotation, cellular component: nucleus. The annotation marks the transcript as partial. Gene Ontology annotation, molecular function: double-stranded RNA binding; ribonuclease III activity. Gene Ontology annotation, biological process: regulation of gene expression; rRNA processing; primary miRNA processing. The transcript is spliced from 12 exons. Lineage: Eukaryota; Metazoa; Chordata; Actinopteri; Cypriniformes; Cyprinidae. The record is from RefSeq and is a predicted model, not a curated record.
CAGCACACACUGUGUCGUGAACGAGCUGAACCUCUGCAACAUGAACUGAGCAUUUUUAUAGCAGUAAACAUAAAACAUAAUAAACAGCGUAACUGUUUUUCUCUUUAGCCCCCAAGAGUUAGCAAAGCCUUCUACAGAUGUCUUUCCACGCUGGCCGUGGAUGCCCGAGGGGAAGAGCAGCCGCUCCGGGUCCAAUGUAUCGGCCUGCUCCUCCACAGUAUCACUACGACCCUCCGGCUGCUCCAGGUCCUAUCUAUAACCCUCAAGGCGGCAGUAGCUACAUGCCACCUCAUCCUGACUUCAUGCCAUUCCAUUUCCCUGCACCCUCACAGGGCUCUAAUGCUCUGCCCCAAUGCCCCGUACGCCCACCGGUCUUCACAGAGCCGCCCCCUUUUCCUCCACCUGCUCUUCAACACUCGGACAGCUCCGCCCCAGUGCCUGUUCAGAGCUCUUACCCUUACAUGAUGCCCACCGUCACCCCACCACCUCUUCCACCUGUGCCACCCUCAGUUCCACCUUCCAUGCCCUAUCCACCAUCAUAUCCCAUGAGCUACCCUCCACAGCCACACCUCCCUCCUCCACCGAGCUUCAAUCCAGCUUACGUGCAGCCCGGAGGAUCCUUCAAACCUGAUCGCUCCCGCCCGCCUCUGCAAUACAAGUCGGACACCUGUUCCCGCUCCCCAGAAAGACCCCGUCACCAUGAUGAGCAUCGGCACAGAGGGCACAGCUAUGGAGGAUAUGGAGGUCGGCAUAACCGAGAGUUUGGAGGAGACAAACGGGACAGAGGGUGCAGUUCAGAGCGCAGGCGCUCAGACAGCCCACGGUAUAAAGCAGACUAUGACAGAGGGCACGUACCAUCAAGACACCGCAGCAGAGAAUGCUAUCGGCAUAGAGAUGAGCCAGGUUCACCCACCUCAGACAGACACAGGAAACACAUCCGCAGUCGCUCAGGCAGUCGAGAGAGAAAGCGCCGACGUGUGGAGGAGGAGAAAGAGAGGAGAACAGACAGCACCUCAAGCAGUCGAGAGAGAUCGGUGAACUACAGCAGGAUUAGAGAUGUAGAGGAGACAUCCACUGACCGACAUGAGGAGGAGAAAGGAGAGGAGGAGUUACUCAAACCUGCCUGGAUCCGCUGUACGCAUGCUGAGAACUACUACUCCAAUGAUCCAAUGGACCAAGUGGGUGAUUCUACAGUCGUGGGAACCAGUAAGUUGAGAGAUUUGUAUGAGCGCUUUGAGGAAGAGCUUGGUCAGAGGCAGGAGCGAGCCAAAUCCAGUAGACCUAAUUGGGAACCACCCAAGACCAAACUGGACCAGGAUGAAGAUGAGAGCUCGAGCGAAUCAGAAUGUGAUUCAGAUGGAGGCGGUAGCAGUUGCUCAAGCAGUUCUGACUCUGAGGUGUUUGAUGUCAUUGCUGAGAUCAAGAGAAAGAAAGCUCACCCUGACCGCCUCCAUGAGGAGCUGUGGUACAAUGACCCUGGACAGAUGAAUGAUGGACCAUUAUGCAAGUGCAGUGCCAAAGCCAGGCGAACUGGAAUCCGACACAGUAUUUAUCCGGGUGAACAGUCAGUGAAAUCUUGCCGGCCGAUGUGUAACAAUGCUGGCAAACUGUUCCACUACAGAAUAACUGUGUCCCCACCGACCAACUUCCUAACAGAUAGACCCACGGUUAUUGAGUAUGACGACCAUGAGUACCUGUUUGAGGGCUUUUCCUGCUUUUCUCACACACCACUUACAAAUAUCCCUUUGUGUCGGGUUAUUCGCUUCAACAUCGAUUACACCAUCCACUUUAUAGAAGAGAUGGCACCUGAGAACUACUGCGUUAAAGGCCUGGAACUGUUUUCCUCGUACCUCUUUAAAGACAUCUUGGAGUUAUAUGAUUGGAAUCUCACAGGCCCUGAUGAAAAUGGCCAGUCAGGUUGUCAGAGGUUUCAUUUUAUGCCACGGUUCGUUCGGUUCCUCCCAGAUGGAGGAAAGGAGGUGCUGUCCAUGCACCAGGUGCUGCUGUAUCUGCUGCGCAGCAGCACAGCUCUAGUUCCUGAAGAGGAAAUCGCCAACAUGCUUCAGUGGGAAGAGCUGGAGUGGCAGAAA